CCAUACUGGCAGCCGAGUGGAGAGAUGCAGAGCAGCAGCAUCAGCAGCAGCAGCAACGCGUCAGAGUGAAGCCGCUUCUCCACCUCAUCACACCACAAGACAGACAGAGACGACCUAAAUUAUUUUAGUGCCAUAAUUAUCUGAGAACUCCCCAAGGUAUUCGACAGUCGGAGAAGGAAUUAAUGAAAUGAGGAGGGCGGAGUGAACUGGCGCCGCUGCGGUGCGACAGAUGUUGGGGAUGUCUUGUUGAAUGUGGAGGAAAGGAAGAAGAGGAGGGAGAGGGAGACUGUCCUAAACUCGGAUGGGCAUGUGAGCGAUAAAGCCAUGAAGGAUUUGCGAUGAUUCCUUCCCCGAAAACAUCCGCUGGACACAUUAGGAGAAAUGCUUUAGAACCCAAAGACUUUCCUACGGAGAACACGACUCGGGAAUGGUUCCUGCAUAACUGGUUAUGAAAAUCUGCGCUCCAGGUCUGAAAAGGCAGGGGGUAAGAUGUUUGUGGAGUCAGUUGUCCGAUGGUGGGUGUGGAGCGUCCUGCUGCAGUUUGGACUGGAUGUUUCUGCAGGAAGCUGUCCCGCUCGCUGUACGUGCCGACCCGAGGCAAGAGAAGCGGUCUGCUCUGGCAAAUAUUUGACUUCGGCGCCAGAGGGUUUCUCCAGCGAUGCCAGGCGCUUGGAUUUAUCCCGCAAUAGGAUUAAAACUGUGGGACGGCGUCAGUUCUCUGGCCUUCUGCAGCUUCAAGAGUUGGACCUCAGCGAAAAUAUAAUCUCCAUGAUUGAAGUAGAGGCUUUUUUGGGCCUGAGGAAUCUUAGGACGCUCCGAAUUAAAAACAACCGUCUCAAGAUCCUUCCAGUGGGAGUCUUUUCAGGCCUGUCUAAUCUGCGCUUUUUGGAUUUGAGCCAGAAUGAGAUUCUGGUUUUCCUGGACUAUACAUUCAAAGAGAUGGGCAACCUGCAAACGCUGGACGCCGGAGAGAAUGACCUCGUCUUCAUCUCCCAAAGAGCUUUCUACGGCCUGCAGAAUCUGCAAGAGCUUAACGUAGACCGCAGCAACCUGACCUCUAUUCCCACCGAAGCCUUGUCUCAACUCCAGAGCCUGGUGCAACUUCGCAUGAUACGCCUAACUGUUUCUGCAAUACCCAACAAUGCGUUCCGCCGACUCAACCGCUUGCGAAGCCUCGUGAUCACGAACUGGCCAGCGCUGGACACCGUAGCUGCCAACAGUCUUAUCGGUCUAAAUCUGACCUCGCUUGUCAUCAAUAGCUGCAACCUAAGCGCUAUUCCUUACGCGGCGCUUCGUCAUCUGGUGUAUCUGCGCUACCUGGACUUGUCAAACAACCCUAUCACUGUCAUCCAAGGUAACCUGCUAGGGGAUCUCCUGAGACUGCAGGAGCUGCAUCUUGCUGGGUCAAGUCUGCUCCAAAUAGAGCCAGGGGCCUUCAGGGGACUGUCCUUCUUUCGCCUGCUUAAUGUAACAUCAAAUCAGCUCACUACUUUGGAGGAGAGUGCUUUCCAUUCUGUGGGGAACCUUCAGGUGUUGCGGUUGGACGGGAAUCCCCUGGCAUGCGACUGCCGACUCCUGUGGGUGGUCCGUCGCAGGCUGCGCUUGAACUUUGACGGACACCAGCCCACUUGUUUCACUCCUCACGCGGCGAAGCACCGGGAGUUCAGGGAGUUCUCAGAAAAGGAGCUGCCAAAGCUCUUCACCUGUCGGCCCGCUCGAAUCUUGGACCGCAGGCCACAGGAGGUGAGAGUGGAAGAGGGCACCACUGUACUGUUCUCCUGCAAGGUCGACGGAGAUCCGCUGCCGGCUACCACCUGGAUCUCCCCCCAAAAGGCCGCGAUCUCCCGUUCAGGGAGAAUCCGAGUUUUACCCAACGGCACUCUGGAGGUGCGUUUUGCCCAGGUUCAGGACAGCGGUACCUACCAGUGCCUGGCAGGCAAUCCAGCUGGCAAUGACAGCCUGACUGUGGGUCUACACGUGAAGGGGCUCGCACAUAACAGAUCCGUUCCUUUGUUCACAGAGGAAGGCUGGGUCGAGCCGUCGACUGCCCAAGCUGCAAACUCCUCGGCUCAAAUGGCCAAGCCAUACCCCUUUGACGCAAAGACCCUGAUAAUUGCCACGACCAUGGGCUUUCUGUCCUUCCUCAGCUCUGUGGCCAUCUGUUUUGUCUUCAUGUUUUUCUGGAGUCAGAGCAAAGGUCAGAUCAAGCACACGGCAACUAUUGACUUUGUCCCUCGGUCUUCUGUUGGCGGAGGAGGAGGGGACGGGGGUGAUGGUGGCAGGUUUACCAUGAAACUGAUUUAAAGAGAUGUAAGGUGAUCAGACGAUUCUCUAACCGAAGCACGUCCACCAUAUGGCUCACAGACGGCGACCUGCACUGAAACGCCCCUUGUGAAAGCACCUGGAGUUUAUUCUCUGAGACAAUGCCAGAGUUUCAGUGCUGAAAGUUACAUCAGUGGCUUCUUUUCUGUGUCUUCUGGGUAAAUACAGUCUUGUGAUCCUUGAGCAGUAAAGUUGCUUGGCAUUUGCUCUGCAUACGUUUUUGACCUGUUGUACUUUCAGUCAGCAUAUCAUUACCACAUCAUUCUUUUUUUUUCUCAUUGCUAAACAACUAUUAUAGGUUCAUCUGCUCUCUUAGGAAGAUGUGCUGAAUUUCAAAAUGUAUCGCUUUAAAAAAUAUAAAACAGACCAGAUGCAGUUUAAUCAUCCACAUUUUACUCAUGUACUCCCAUCUUAUCUUCACAUGCCAGAACUGACUUACUAGUUUUAUAAUGGCUUUAUUUUUUUUUGACACAGAAAUUGUGAUUAAAGUACAUAGAUUAGAGACAUAAUUUCUGACUUCAAACCAAAUUUUGUGUGAUUUUGAAGUUGUUUUUUUAAAAUCAUUUUAUAGGGUUGCUUCAUUGAACAAAAAUUAAUGCUCAGCUUUUUUUCUGUAAGUUAUGUUAAAUCACGACGUAGGAGUGUCAAGCCACUGAUAGCAAGCCAUAAUGUACAUAGGAAUGUAUCCCUGUUUCUGAUUUUAGAUUUUCUUUUUUUAUUUGCCUUUCCUUUUGUUACAUAAGUUCACCUUAUUAAAAUGUUAGCUGACUGUUUAUUCUAUCAAAGCAUGCUAAGGGUUCUCUUUUUUUAUAUUCAAGAAAUGUUUUUUUUUUUAUAAUGUAACUUCACAAAACAGAGAAAUAUGUGCCUCAGCAACAUUCUCACCAUCGACAAAGAGAAUGCUCACCUGAACAAUGUUGUCGUGUUGAUAUUUAGGUCAGGGGCAACUUGCGUCCUCUCUUUAUUGCAUCAUUUUUAUCCAGUUCUGCGGAUUAGUGUCGCUCAAAUAUGUCACUCUUAGUGCAUGUGUGCUUAAUUUAUUAGAUGUUAUACACAAAAGCAGUGCUUAAUAACACCUGGAGAGGAUGUUUUGAAAUCGACACACAUGCAUCAGCACGUUUAUUUACUGUAAAUUAAUUUUUUUUCAGCCUGUUAUUAAAUGCCAAUCUCAGUCUUCAA
Fundulus heteroclitus (mummichog) is the source of this 3501-nucleotide messenger RNA. RefSeq names its product leucine rich repeat and Ig domain containing 4b (gene lingo4b). NCBI's taxonomy places the organism in Eukaryota, Metazoa, Chordata, Actinopteri, Cyprinodontiformes, Fundulidae. The transcript has 3 exons. The coding region runs from base 490 to 2304 and encodes 604 amino acids. Gene Ontology annotation, molecular function: protein binding. The record is from RefSeq and is a predicted model, not a curated record.